Phycodurus eques (leafy seadragon) is the source of this 1413-nucleotide messenger RNA. It is a transcript of the gene rln1, whose product is annotated as relaxin 1. Gene Ontology annotation, cellular component: extracellular region. Gene Ontology annotation, molecular function: hormone activity. The transcript has 2 exons. The record is from RefSeq and is a predicted model, not a curated record. NCBI's taxonomy places the organism in Eukaryota, Metazoa, Chordata, Actinopteri, Syngnathiformes, Syngnathidae. The coding region runs from base 531 to 1043 and encodes 170 amino acids.
AGCCUGGCAAUUUGCGGUUCGGCAUUCACAUUAAUAAAGGUGAAAUAUGUCAACGUGGACCCUUGCAUCCUUCGGUUUUACUGUACGCUGUCCUUGGAAGAAAAAGUUAGGAUGGCACCGCAUGAGACUGUGCCGGCAAUGUUUGCAGUGCAGCUGCGCUAAUUCAGUAAAAAGCAACAUUGCCAAGUGGCCCUCCCUGGUCUCCGUGUGACUUCAGCGGUGACGCGGAGACGCGUUAACACGCGUAACCGUUGGACACGACGGUUACGCGUGUUACACAACGCACGCCUGUAAUAAUAUCGCCAGCACGGAGAAAGAAACCUCAGCGCUUAUUGUCAUCCAUCAAAAUGCCGCACGUUUUUGAGAGUGAGCGAGAGGGAUGGCCGAGGGCGACUCCAUAGGUCGACGAGUGAACUAUAAAAGAUGAGGUCCGCUCAACGAGAGAGCCAAUCAAGCUCCAUUAGGCGAGAAGACCUUAAAGGAAGCGGAUUGGCUCCGUCAAGUGGUGAAGUGCGAAGGCGUUGAGAAGCAUGCUUGGGAGAGCCACGGCGUGCGUGCUGGUGUUGGCGCUGGCCGCGUGCGGCGGCUUGCAGGCUCAAGCCGUCAGCGGCGCACUCUUGCUCAGGGACUACGGAGUCAAGCUGUGCGGGAGGGAGUUUGUACGAGCCGUCAUUUUCACCUGCGGAGGCUCCCGCUGGAAGCGGCUCGACGACGCAGACUUCGAAGCCUUCGAGUGGAAGCCCCACAGUGACGUCACAACAAAGAGCAAGCAGGCCACCUUCCACACUCGCAACCUUCUUUCCCAGCGUACCUCCUCCACCUACUUUUCUUCCAAAUCCCCGGCGGACGUUUUGACCCGUCACGCAGCUCCGAGCAAGAGUGACAAGCCCGAUUCAUUCAAUGAUUUAGGUGUGCUGGCUAAAGUAGUGUGGCCUAGAAACAGCAGCAGCAGCAGCAGGACGAGGAGGCACUUUUCUCAGGGUGUCGCAGGCAUUUGCUGCAGCCAAGGCUGCACUAAGAAUGAUAUAGGACGCUUGUGUUGAGGUGCCCAGCGAAGCAGUGUCAUCAUGUAAAUAUCUCCUAACAAAUUGUCUGCAUUUUCUUUGGGGAAAAAAAAAACCCAAAAAAACCCCAACAUCUUUCACUUUAUACACAAUCAAAUAAAAUCUAUCAUAUGUAACAACACUGUUGAAUUCAUGUCCACAGCCAAGCCUGCCUUUACAACAAAGAUGUGGAUGAAUGGAUACAUGUACUUAAAAGAGGGAGUCCAACUAGAAAAGUGACUCAAGGAUUUGAUGUUUAUCAUCACAAUACUACAAUAGACAACAGUUUUUCAAUAAAUUAGAGUGUGGUGGAAAACUUAAUUUAUUUCAGGACUACAGUUCUAUGAAAAAAAAGUAAUACUUGUACAUU